Lodderomyces elongisporus is the source of this 786-nucleotide messenger RNA. RefSeq names its product succinate dehydrogenase iron-sulfur protein subunit (gene SDH2). The transcript has a single exon. Gene Ontology annotation, biological process: tricarboxylic acid cycle; respiratory electron transport chain; aerobic respiration. Gene Ontology annotation, molecular function: electron transfer activity; 2 iron, 2 sulfur cluster binding. NCBI's taxonomy places the organism in Eukaryota, Fungi, Ascomycota, Pichiomycetes, Serinales, Debaryomycetaceae. Bases 1 to 786 code for a protein of 261 amino acids. The record is from RefSeq and is a predicted model, not a curated record. Gene Ontology annotation, cellular component: mitochondrial membrane.
AUGUUCAAAUCCAUCUUGCGUCCCAGAGCAUUAAACUGCGUCAGAACUUUGGCCACUGCAGCUGAGGAAAAGGCACCAAGAGUUAAGAAGUUUCAAAUUUAUAGAUGGAACCCAGACACUCCAGAAGUGCAACCAAAGAUGCAAACAUACGAGAUUGACUUGAACAAGUGUGGUCCUAUGGUGUUGGACGCCUUGUUGAAAAUCAAGAAUGAGCAAGACGCUACUUUGACAUUGAGAAGAUCAUGUCGUGAAGGUAUUUGUGGCUCAUGUGCCAUGAACAUUGGAGGCAGAAACACAUUGGCAUGCUUGUGUCGUAUAGACCAGGACACCACCAAGGAAACCAAAGUCUACCCAUUACCACACAUGUUUGUCGUUAGAGACUUGGUUCCUGACUUGACCCAUUUCUACAAACAAUACAAAUCUAUCCAACCAUAUUUGCAAAGAGAUACCCACCCAGCAGACGGUAGAGAAAACUUGCAAAGUAUCGAGGACAGAGCUAAACUAGAUGGAUUGUACGAGUGUAUUUUGUGUGCAUGCUGCUCAACCUCUUGUCCAUCUUACUGGUGGAACCAACAACAAUACUUGGGCCCAGCAGUCUUGAUGCAAGCCUACAGAUGGUUGAUUGACUCUAGAGACCAAGCUACAGCCGAGAGAAAGGCUAUGUUGCAAAACUCAAUGUCUUUGUACAGAUGUCACACAAUUAUGAAUUGUGCUAGAACAUGUCCAAAGGGUUUGAACCCAGGUAAAGCCAUUGCAGAGAUUAAGAAACAAUUGGCAUUUGAUUAA